AUGGAUGUACAGACUUCAAGGGUUGUAGAUAUACAGCUAGUCCAGUCUAAUGAAGUGAAGAAUUCAUAUAAUAUGGAGUUGGAAGGUCUGAAACGCUGUUUGAAGUUUCUUCAAGAAGAAGGUGUGGAUGUUUCGGAUCUGGUGACAGACAGACACAGUCAAGUGAAGAAGUUUAUGAAGACAGAACGACCUGAUAUCAACCACUGGUUCGAUGUAUGGCAUGUAGCAAAGGGAGUAUACAAGAAGUUAGAAGCUCUAGGAAAAACCAAGAAGUAUGCUCUAGUUGGCCAGUGGGCUCGUUCCAUCAGCAAUCAUGUAUAUUGGUGUGCUGCCAGUAGUCAUGGAGAUGGGGAAUUAGUCCGCCAAAAGUGGAAAAGCAUCACAAACCACAUCGCUGAUGUCCAUGAUGGCCACGGAGACAGAUUUCCAAACUGCCUACAUGAUGACAUUGAAAGGAAUUGGUUCAAACUGUGCCUUGCAGCCCUACACUUUAAUGCCAACUCAUCACGACCUCAGGCAGUGAAGAAUGGAAAGGGUCAGUAUCGAGUGUCCUUUCCAAAAAGCAGAAAAGGAGAUGCAGUGGCGAAAGAAAUAAAAGUAAAACAAAACUUUGACUACAUUGAAGAGCUCAUGGAAGAAGUUGUCAUGAGAAGACAAAUGUUUAGCAGUUAUGGGCAGGCACAGCGUGCAUUAGCUCAGGAAAUGGAACGCCCACCACCUUCUAUCUCUUGGCAGCAUAGGAUGAACAUGGAAAACUAUGACAGGGAAAAUGUG
Molecule: messenger RNA, 774 nt
Organism: Ylistrum balloti
Lineage: Eukaryota; Metazoa; Mollusca; Bivalvia; Pectinida; Pectinidae
Exons: 5
Source: RefSeq, a predicted model, not a curated record